AUGACUGAAGAAGAGUUAAAUACUUAUUUUAAGACAGUUAUGCCGUUAGUUAAAACAAGUGGAAGAAUGAUUAGAGAUGCUUAUUGUAAAAUGCAGGUAACUAUUGCUGGAAGUGAUGAUCAUUUAUUCACUACAGCUAACCCAAGUGUUCCAAUGAAUGAAAAAUAUGAAGAAAUAAAGAGUUUUACAAGUAAGUCAUGUUCAAUAGAUUGGGUUACAGAAACAGAUAAAGGAGUUGAGCAAUAUUUAAUAUCAUCAUUACGUGCUGCUUUCCCAACCCAUAGAUUUGUAGGAGAAGAAACUGAUGAUACUCACAAAGAAUUAACUGAUGAUCCUACAUGGAUUAUUGACCCAGUUGAUGGAACAACUAAUUUUGUUCAUGGAAUUCCAAUGUGUUGUACAUCAGUGGCAUUGUCUAUUAACAAAGAAGUAGUUAUUGGAAUUGUGUAUAACCCAAUUCAAGAAGAAUUAUUUAGUGCAAUUAAAGGAAGAGGAGCAUUUAUGAAUGGAAAACAAAUUCAUGUUAGUCAUACAACAGAAAUUAAUCAAGCAAUUAUUGGAACAAACCCAGGUUAUCGUCGUGAACGUGAAGCAAUAGAUGUUAUGUUAUUUAAUUUAAAUGAGAUAAUGACUAGAGGUGUUGCUGGAAUAAAGAUGCUGGGAAAUGCUGCAAUGGAUUGUUGUUAUGUUGCUUGUGGAAGAACAGAUUGUUUUUAUGAGAAAUAUUUAUGUGUUUGGGAUUAUGCUGCUGCUUCAUUGAUUGUAAAAGAAGCUGGUGGAAUUACAAGAACUAUAAACAACAUUAAUCCCUUGCUAUUGAAUAAAAAGUUAUUAAUUAUUGGUAACCCAUCAAUAGCAAAUCAAUUAUUUGAUAUAUUAAAACAAUAA
This is a messenger RNA of Entamoeba histolytica HM-1:IMSS, 888 nucleotides long. RefSeq names its product myo-inositol monophosphatase, putative. Lineage: Eukaryota; Evosea; Mastigamoebida; Endamoebidae. The record is from RefSeq and is a predicted model, not a curated record. Bases 1 to 888 code for a protein of 295 amino acids. Gene Ontology annotation, biological process: phosphatidylinositol phosphate biosynthetic process; inositol metabolic process; signal transduction. The transcript has a single exon. Gene Ontology annotation, molecular function: inositol monophosphate 1-phosphatase activity.